Molecule: messenger RNA, 180 nt
Organism: Prunus armeniaca (apricot)
Lineage: Eukaryota; Viridiplantae; Streptophyta; Magnoliopsida; Rosales; Rosaceae
Source: the annotation of a GenBank genome assembly
AUGGCAACCAGAAGUGCAAAAUGCCUGCAUUUUCAGCUCAUAAAUGUCUCUGGUGCAAGUUCUCUCGGUUUCUUCUGUGACAAGCUUAGACUUUCAUGGCAUGAUAUUUUCCCCCAAGAAAAGCAUAAGAAGGAGCCCACACUUCCAAGCUUACAAGCAUCUAAACAACUAGCUGCAUAA